AUGUCGGAUCCGGCGUCGCAGGCCCUGCAACCUCGGCUCCCCCAAACCCAGUCUACUGGGUCAGCCGGUUCCAGUACUGCCGUCGCUGCUUCCACGGGCUCCGGACAAGGACACAGUGACCCCGCCAGACCUGGACUUAGCCAGCAACAGCGUGCGAGCCAGAAGAAAGCCCAAGUUCGAGCGUUUCCACGCGCAAAAAAGCUCGAGAAACUUGGCGUGUUUUCUGCAUGCAAGGCCAUCGACACAUGCAAGUGCAAUGGAUGGAAAAACCCAAAUCCUCCGUCAGCUCCACGUAUGGACAUGCAGCAGCAGGCAGCCAGUCUGAGUGAGCCCUGCCGCAGCUGUGGACAUGCCUUGGCUGAUCAUGUGUCCCACCUGGAGAAUGUCUCCGAGGAUGAGAUUAACAGGCUGCUGGGGAUGGUGGUGGACGUGGAGAACCUUUUCAUGUCUGUGCACAAGGAGGAGGACACUGACACCAAACAGGUCUACUUCUACCUUUUCAAGCUGCUGAGGAAAUGCAUCUUGCAAAUGAGCCAACCAGUCGUGGAGGGAUCCCUGGGAAGUCCACCCUUUGAGAAGCCAAACAUUGAGCAGGGAGUUUUGAAUUUUGUUCAGUACAAGUUCAGCCACCUUGCACCGAAGGAAAGACAAACCAUGUUUGAACUUUCAAAGAUGUUCCUCUUGUGCCUCAAUUACUGGAAGCUGGAGACGCCGUCGCAGUAUCGCCAGCGCACGCAGAAAGACGAUGGCACGGCAUACAAAGUAGACUACACAAGGUGGCUGUGCUACUGCCACGUUCCACAGAGUAACGACAGCCUCCCGCGCUAUGAAACCACUCAGGUGUUUGGCCGCAGCUUGCUCAAGUCCAUCUUUACGGUGACUCGACGUCAACUCCUGGAGAAGUUCCGAGUGGAGAAGGACAAGCUGCUGCCAGAGAAACGGACGCUGAUCCUCACACACUUUCCUAAGUUUCUGUCCAUGCUGGAGGAGGAAAUAUACGGCGAGAACUCACCCAUCUGGGAGGCUGACUUCACCAUGCCGGCCUCUGAUGGCACACAGCUGGGACAGACAGUGGUCAGUCCCGCUGCAGUGCCUGGGUCGCCUGCUCUUAUGAAAGGCAUGAGCAGCAUCUCCACUUUGGGCGGCAUGGACACGGCAGGUUCAGAGCCCAUCACAGGAGAAAAGCGUAAACUUCCAGAGGCACUGACCCUGGAAGAUGCCAAGCGGAUACGUGUGAUGGGAGACAUUCCCAUGGAGCUGGUCAAUGAAGUUAUGAUGACAAUCACCGAUCCUGCUGCGAUGCUCGGACCUGAGACCAACCUGCUCACACCAAACGCCGCCCGUGACGAGACGGCCAGGCUGGAGGAGAGGCGGGGCAUCAUAGAGUUUCACGUCAUUGGAAACUCCCUUUCACAGAAGUCCAACAAGAAGAUCCUGAUGUGGCUGGUUGGCCUGCAGAAUGUCUUCUCCCAUCAGUUACCCCGAAUGCCCAAAGAGUACAUCACACGGCUGGUGUUUGACCCAAAGCACAAGACUCUUGCCCUUAUUAAAGACGGUCGAGUCAUCGGGGGCAUCUGUUUUAGGAUGUUUCCCACUCAGGGCUUCACGGAGAUCGUCUUCUGUGCCGUCACAUCUAACGAGCAAGUCAAGGGCUACGGUACCCACCUGAUGAACCACCUGAAGGAGUAUCACAUCAAACACGGCAUCCUGUACUUCCUCACCUACGCUGAUGAGUACGCCAUUGGUUACUUCAAAAAGCAGGGCUUUUCCAAAGACAUCAAAGUGCCGAAGAGUCGUUACUUAGGCUACAUCAAAGAUUACGAAGGCGCAACGCUCAUGGAGUGUGAGCUGAACCCGAGGAUCCCCUACACCGAACUCUCUCACAUCAUUAAAAGACAGAAAGAGAUCAUCAAGAAGCUGAUAGAGAGGAAGCAGAGCCAGAUCAGGAAGGUUUACCCAGGUUUGACCUGCUUCAAAGAGGGAGUCAGACAGAUCCCUGUCGAGAGUAUCCCAGGAAUAAGAGAAACUGGCUGGAAGCCAAGUAACAAGGAGAAGUGCAAAGAGGUGAAGGAUCCUGAUGUGUUGUACAAUAUGCUGAAAAACCUCUUGGCACAGAUAAAGACUCACCCUGACGCCUGGCCCUUCAUGGAACCAGUGAAGAAAUCCGAGGCUCCGGAUUAUUAUGAAAUCAUUCGCUUUCCAAUUGACCUGAAGACCAUGACCGAGAGGCUAAAAAAUAGAUACUACGUGACCAAGAAGCUUUUCAUCGCCGACCUCCAGCGAAUCAUCACCAACUGUCGUGAGUACAACCCUCCUGACAGUGAGUACUGCAAAUGUGCCAACACCUUGGAGAAGUUUUUUUACUUCAAAUUAAAAGACGGUGGCCUAAUCGAUAAGUGAACUCAGCCGGAGAGCAGUUCAGAGACGACAGGUGACUGUCCCAGCCAACCACAUACCAAUCAGGAAAAAUCGAACACUGGAUGUCAGGCUACGUAGAUAGAAAGUACAAGAUGGACAAACUUCACACAGAUGUUGAAUGUUAAAGAGCAUGAAGCAGUCGGAUGAACUUUUGAUUAAAACGGCAUUACUACGGCGUUCAAUGGGGGAAAACUAUCAUAUAUUGAACACAUUUUUGUUAGAUGUAACCAAAGUCACAGGUCCAGCAAUGAUGACAAUGCUACUCCGUUCAUUAUUUAUAGCUACAGUGUGUUGCAUUUCAUGAUACGCCAUUCCAGUUUUCUUCACGCUGCAGGUUGCUGUGUCGUGUUCCUUUUUUUUUGUUGUUGUUCUUCUUCUUGUUGUAGUUCUUGUUGUUGUUCCUCAACACAAUAAUUGGACCUUGGGACCUAAAGCCAUGUUGCCUUGUGUUACUGACAGACACUUGAACAUCCCGGUCAUUUUCGUUGGCAAGUAUAAGCUCACAUUCAGAAUUGAUGUCAUGUCCUGUAAACAGUUGAUAUACGCGUGAACAGUGGGUUGUUAUAAAUGUACAAGAGAGGUUUCAAAAUAAUCAAUCACUGGGAAUCUAACAACUUCAGCACUGUAUCUAUAAAUGAAAGCGGAUUUGUAAAUAUCAUUGCAGACGUACCAAUAGUUUUCUUUUACCUUUGUCCGCCAUCACUUGUGUUUAGACCGUGGUUCUUAAGUGAUGAAGCCCUGGGUCCAUCAGUUCACCUUAAACACAUUUUUUAUUGGACUGUACUGUACAAAAGUAUCAGCACCAAAGCCCAUAAAUAUAAUUUUAUCUUCUGAAAUUGAUGCAAAACGUUUAACAUUCCACAAACCUUUUAUGUUAACUGUUGGACAGACUAUCACUAGACAAUAUUAUAACACACAUUACAGUUAGCGGUUAACCCUACUCUGUUGAAGUUACAGCAUAUGGAUAGUGUGGUCAAAUGUUGGCAUAUUCCAAUAUUUCCCAACCUUUUUUAACAUAUGGCACCAACUUUUUGUAUUGCAAUACUGCUGCAGUACUGAAGUGGUCCUGCCUAAGUUGUCUACAUUGUUAAAUUGUAUAGAAAAAUGUCUCAUCUUCGCCAGGUAUAAAAGAGUGGAGUGACCCACAGCUAUUGUGUGCACGGUAAAAUUUAGUUUCCAGACCAAUUCUACUUUGUGGCCAACAUUUAUGUUUCUAUACACGUAUGUCUUUUUAAUGAAUUUAUUCACUCCCACACAUAUGCUUACCAGUCAGUUUCAUGCUCAGCCACGUUCUUAACUGUUGUCACGUGUUUCACGGAGCUUCACAUUUCAGUCCUGACCAUGUUCGAGGAGAAGCUAACAGCAAUUCUCACAUGGCUCUAGAAUAAAAGAGAUGCAUUUACAGCGUAUUAAAAGCUGUGUCAGGUGCUUGUGCAUGGCAAACUGUUUACACAAACUAUCCAAUCUGUACUCUCCGUUUCUCACCGGAAGCUUGUCGGUACUCUUCGAGUGCUUCCUGAGACACGUCCACACUUUUUAUGGAACAGUAGUCCAUGCUUUUUGAGCCUAUGUAGUGGUUGUGUCAGUAACAUUUUGCGUUUGUCUGUAUGCGUGUGUAAGAGAGAAUGAGUUCGUAUGUGGGAAUGUUUGAUUUUGUACUUGAACCAUUACAGGCUUUGAUUUUACUGAAGUGAUGUCAGCGUUAGCAUUAUUCAGGGUUGUCAGUUACAAACUUCUUCCUCAGUCUACUGAUGCUGCAUUUCAGACGUUUCUUAUGAGGUCAGUUGGAGUGGACCUUUCACCAGUUUGACAAAGGCUACUGUUUCCUCUUUUCUUAUUUUGUACAUAACAUCUGCUGUAACUAUAGUUCUGUGGGCAGAUGAUUUAUAAGUUAUUACCAGUGGCAAAGAAACAAACACAACCAUGCAGUUGAUAUUCUCAAUGUGAGUUUUGAGUAUUUGUGACCUGACAAAAUAAACCUCUAAAACCAAA
Cynoglossus semilaevis (tongue sole) is the source of this 4410-nucleotide messenger RNA. RefSeq names its product K(lysine) acetyltransferase 2A (gene kat2a). Lineage: Eukaryota; Metazoa; Chordata; Actinopteri; Pleuronectiformes; Cynoglossidae. The coding region runs from base 1 to 2400 and encodes 799 amino acids. Gene Ontology annotation, molecular function: histone H3 acetyltransferase activity; protein binding. The record is from RefSeq and is a predicted model, not a curated record. Gene Ontology annotation, cellular component: ATAC complex; nucleus. The transcript has 18 exons. Gene Ontology annotation, biological process: positive regulation of transcription by RNA polymerase II; chromatin remodeling.